Messenger RNA from Larimichthys crocea (large yellow croaker), 1664 nucleotides. RefSeq names its product solute carrier family 38 member 11 (gene slc38a11). The transcript is spliced from 12 exons. Gene Ontology annotation, biological process: amino acid transmembrane transport. Gene Ontology annotation, molecular function: L-amino acid transmembrane transporter activity. The record is from RefSeq and is a predicted model, not a curated record. Gene Ontology annotation, cellular component: membrane. Bases 334 to 1647 code for a protein of 437 amino acids. NCBI's taxonomy places the organism in Eukaryota, Metazoa, Chordata, Actinopteri, Sciaenidae.
AGACGCACAUGUACAGUCAAAGAAAAGGAACUCUAGUUUGAUCAGUGUAAGUCAUUGUCGAUGUUUAAGCCCAGCAUUGAGAGCCGGUAACGCCGUGAUAUAGAAGGAGACGGGGUGGAGCUCAACUCCGGUGGACUCCAGCCCAUUUAACCCCUGAAAAUCAGCCGAGCAGGGGCGCUGUUCGGUUGCUUUAAGGGUUUUAGUUCAGUAAAACUAACACACUUCUUACAAACCUCGACUAAUGAAGUUACACCGCAUAAUAUGAGUGAGUAAUAAAACGCUGAAGAGACGAGGAGAAUUAGGAACCAAAUCAGGGAGCAGCAGGUGUCCGAAAUGGCUCAGGAGCUAAACAAUGCAGAAGGGAUCACGUUAAUCCAUCCGGAAAAAGAUGCAUCAGAGCCAAGAAGUUCAAUGAUAUCCGCGUCUUUUAAUUUUAUCAAUUCCAUUAUAGGAUCUGGGAUAAUAGGUUUACCAUAUGCACUGAAUCAGGCAGGCCUCCCCUUUGGCCUUCUGCUUUUGGUAGUUGUUGCGUUCAUCACAGACUACUCAAUAAUCUUACUGAUUAAAGGAAGCAACCUGUCAGGGACACACAGUUAUCAGUCACUGGUUCAAAGCACGUUCGGUUUCCCUGGAUUUCUGGUUUUAUCUGGACUGCAGUUCCUUUAUCCUUUCAUUGCUAUGAUCAGCUACAACAUCACAACUGGUGACACACUGACUAAAGUAUUUCAGAGAAUACCAGGAGUCGGUCCAGAUCACAUACUCGCAGAGCGUCACUUUGUGAUCUUGCUCUCUACCCUCGCUUUCACGCUGCCGCUCUCGCUUUAUCGAAACAUAGAGAAACUCGGGAAGGUGUCCUUCCUGUCAAUGGUGCUGACAUUUACCAUCCUCAUCAUUGUAAUCAUCAGAGCAGCUACCCUUGGACCCCAAAUCCUCCCUACGGAGAACUCAUGGGCAUUUGCAAAGUGGAAUGCAAUUCAGGCAGUUGGUAUAAUGUCUUUUGCAUUUAUUUGCCAUCACAACAGCUUUCUUAUCUAUGGUUCCCUGGAGCAGCCCACACUGGCUAACUGGUCUCGAGUCACCCACGUGUCUGUAGCCUCCGCACUAAUAAUCAGUGCCGCGUUUGCUGUCGGUGGCUACACCACCUUCACUGGCUACACACAAGGAGACAUAUUUGAGAACUACUGCAAAAAUGAUAACCUGGCAACAUUCGGUCGCUUCUGUUUUGGCCUCAGCAUAAUAACCACAUUUCCACUGGAGUGUUUCGUUACACGAGAGGUGGUGUCCAAUGUGAUCUGCAGUAGGGAUCUUUCCAAGGCUGAACAUGUGGCCAUAACGUUGCUCAUAGUUUCAGUUUGCACGUCGGUGUCUUUAGCCUUUGACUGUCUGGGAGUUGUUCUGGAGCUGAAUGGCAUACUGUGUGCCAUACCUCUGAUCUUCAUCAUUCCAUCUGCUUGCUUCCUCAAACUCUCCACCGGCCGCUGGUUCCAGGGUGAAAACUUGAUACCCUCAAUCCUGAUACUGAUUGGACUCUUUGUCAUGAUCACCGGUUUGAUCAUGAGUGGCCUCUACCCUCAAGACUGUUCACACGGUGUGGAGAUGUUCUACUGUGCAGACGCCAAUGUCUCUGGCACUGUACCACCUGUAUGAAAUACCACCAUGGUUUG